AUGUCGAAUUUGGGACCCACUCUCGGUGUUCUCGUUCUUGGAGUUUUUCUGAAUACCUACCUUUACGGGGUCGUGAGCUACCAAUAUAUGGCAUACGCAAACACCAAAUUCAACGAUCCUUUGUGGAUGAAGUGCGCACUUAUUCUCCUGAAUUGGUCUGACAUUGAUGUUUGCUUUUUGAGAGUGACAGUGCUCGCCCUCUUUCUCCUCGACACGGUGCAUACCGCGUCGCUCAUUCAUAUGGCGUGGUACUACACGAUUUCGCACUUCGCAGACGUCACAGCACUGUCAAAUAACAUCUGGGGCCUCCCAUUUACCGUGCUCGUCACAGCCCUCAUAGCAUCCUUGACGCAGCUGUUUCUGGGUUAUCGCCACGGGUUCGUUAGCUCUUGGAGUGCUUUGCUGUGCCAAGGUGUGGUCCUUGAAAAGCGUCCUCGACUUUCCGAAAUCAAUUCGUACCUGACUGCUUGGCUGUCUGUGGAGGUCGCAGUAGACGCGAUCGUCUCUUCCGUCCUCAUUUACUCCCUUAUCAGAUCUCGUACGGGCUUCGAGACUUCGGAUACAAUCAUCAACCGAUUGAUGCGCGCGACUAUUCAGACUGGCGUCUUCUGUGGGAUAUGCUCUAUCCUAGCAUUGGUUAUGUUUCUAAAGAAGCCGGACACCCAACUGUAUGGCCUCUUCGGAUUCCCAAUUAGUCGCUUGUACACCAAUUCCUCGAACACUGAAACUGGUACCAAUUAUGCAGACACUCAUGGACACCCUGUUAUGCCGCCAAUAUUUGCGCGGUCUGCUAGGCCAGCGUCAAGAGGGAGUACGAACAACGGGUAG
Molecule: messenger RNA, 828 nt
Organism: Cyclocybe aegerita
Lineage: Eukaryota; Fungi; Basidiomycota; Agaricomycetes; Agaricales; Hemipholiotaceae
Source: the annotation of a GenBank genome assembly